UCGCCUUCGUGGCCAGAUUUCUGGAAUUCCGAGUGACAUUUAACCUCAUCAACCUGACAGGCAUGUUCCUUUUAACUCCACUUUCGUGCACUUUCUACGUUCAACAGGACUGAUCAUUUUUCGGAGCGGCAGGUGUUGUCUAUAAAAACACGAUUCUUCGUUUGAAAAAAAUGAGAUAUACAUACAAAAGGGAUAAAUUUGGAGAAAUUUAAAUUUAAACGAAAUAAAAUAAUUUAAUUUUAUGGGAAUUUGAGGUUUAACAAUUUUCGAACAAAAAUGUCUUCAACAUUAUUUGCACAGUACGUUGAUAAUGAGAUACUUGAUACAUUAAUCUUAACUGAGCAAUUAACUGAGUAAUUUAUGCCGAUCUUUGAACUUUUUCUUCACUUUUUAUCUCAGCCAGAAUCACUUAUAUACAUUCUGUUCACGUCAACAUCUAGAAAAACUAGAUUGUAACAGCAUUUUUUGUACAUUAAUGAUUUAAUGACGAUUUCUGCACGCAAAAAAGGAACAAUCAUCGGCUAUUCUUUUCUGCAUUCCUUUGCGAUGUAGCCUUGUCCCUCAGUUGGAAUCGCUAUCUGAUUCGCGUCAGUAGUCAAUGGCACACCUGUGUGUCUAAGAUGGCGUCGCUCAUUGACAACUACGAACAGCAGUAUGCCGUUCUGACAGCUGACAUUACAGCAAAAAUCGGCCGGAUAAGGAUCCAGAGUGGCGGUGAAAAAAGGGCAUUUAUCCAAGAUGUGGACCGGCAAAUUGAAGAAGCUCAAGAACUGCUGGAGCAAAUGGAGUUGGAGGUUCGUGGGAUGAAUGGGACGGCUCGCGAUCGCUUGCGCGGUCGCGUGGAGAGUCACAGAGCGGAACUGAAACGCCUGACGCAGGAGUUCCAAACGGCGAAACAACCAAGGGAGGAUACCAUGGAGAUCACAGUGGAGGAGUCCUGGGACAACAAUGUAACGGAGGAUCAGAGGAAAAGGCUGCUGGACUCGUCCGAGAGGAUAGAACGGACGGGUCGAACGUUGCAGAACGGUUAUCGCAUGGCACUGGAGACUGAGGAGAUCGGUUCUCAUGUACUGAAGGAGCUUCACGAGCAGCGGGAGACAAUACAGCGAAGCAGAGGAAGGGUAAGCUGCGAAUUGUGCAAGUAUUUCGAGGAUGCGAAUUACGCAGGCGAGAAAAAUGCGAGAAAAUGUGAAUUCAUAAUGUAUUCUACGUUGUUCCUGUUGUUUAGUUACGAGAAACCGAUGCAGAAUUGGGACGGGGAUCUCGACUGUUGUCGGGAAUGCUUUUUCGGAGCCUUCAACAGAGAAUUGUUUUAGCAGCGGUAGCGUUAGUGCUCAUACUUGUCGCGUGCAUUGUGAUAUACUAUAGCUUUAAGUCUAAGAGUUAAAGAAUAGACGUUCUUUCUUUCCUCGGCCAGGUCCACCGAGUAGGAAGCCAUAUUUAUUAUCGGAGACUUGAAAAUGUUAUUUCUAUCAAAUUGUGAGGUUCGCGGUAGAUAAUUAUCUAUCAUAUCGUCUAUCAAACUUUCGCACUUGUUUGUCACGUUCUGCCUCAACGUAAAUACGAAUUCUCUUUAUAUAUAUUCUUCCGCCAUUCAAUCGGAUGUUGGACGAUUGAACGCCUCGAUCUCUUAGAUGAAAUCGCAAAAAAGCAGAAUCGUAAAGCAGGCAGAACGUCACGAAGCAAGAAUAAAAGACCUCGUCUAAUAUAUUUCCAUAAAGUCUCGUAUAAAAAAAUAUUGACCCAUCCUCCUCGUAAGAUUAAUUUUCAAACAGUUUUACGGCUCUCCUUUAUUUUCCCGUGCUGUCAGGGGGUGCUACUUAAUUGAUCAAGUGCAUUAAAUGCGCGCAUCGACUAACGUCGCUCGAGAAAAACUGACCGUUCCAAACGCGGCGCGGCGGAGAGAAUCGUAAAACUGUUUCAACAUCGUUACGCGAGUGUCGUACGGAAAGCUUGACCAGCGAUUAACAUUGCCUCGCAGUUCAUGCUUCCAAGAAUACUCCGAAUCACAAAAUAUAUUCAACAAGAAACUGUAUUUAUUAAGUAUCAUUCUCGACGUUGCGCGCGCCACGUAUCGGGCGCGUUAUUAUUAUUAUUAUUAUUACCUCUUCAUGUUCGAGUUAACAACUGCGUGUAAUUGUUGUAACCUUCACCUGAGCCGUGUGAUCGAGCGUGUCUGCGCCCACGGACUCUAUCAAAAACUAAAAAUGCAUUCUAUAACUCGUCUCUUUACACGAG
Ooceraea biroi (clonal raider ant) is the source of this 2238-nucleotide messenger RNA. RefSeq names its product Vesicle transport through interaction with t-SNAREs 1a (gene Vti1a). Gene Ontology annotation, biological process: intracellular protein transport; retrograde transport, endosome to Golgi; vesicle fusion with Golgi apparatus. Gene Ontology annotation, cellular component: Golgi apparatus; late endosome membrane; ER to Golgi transport vesicle membrane. NCBI's taxonomy places the organism in Eukaryota, Metazoa, Arthropoda, Insecta, Hymenoptera, Formicidae. The record is from RefSeq and is a predicted model, not a curated record. Gene Ontology annotation, molecular function: SNAP receptor activity; SNARE binding.